This is a messenger RNA of Ziziphus jujuba (common jujube), 879 nucleotides long. Its product is annotated as copper transporter 6. The record is from RefSeq and is a predicted model, not a curated record. The coding region runs from base 183 to 650 and encodes 155 amino acids. Gene Ontology annotation, biological process: intracellular copper ion homeostasis; copper ion transmembrane transport. Gene Ontology annotation, molecular function: copper ion transmembrane transporter activity. Gene Ontology annotation, cellular component: plasma membrane. NCBI's taxonomy places the organism in Eukaryota, Viridiplantae, Streptophyta, Magnoliopsida, Rosales, Rhamnaceae. The transcript has a single exon.
UCACCCCUCGUCAUUACCUCAAGACGUGUUGGUUUCCAGCUCCUCUCUUUCAUAUUAUAUACAAAACAACAAAAACAAUAAUAAAAAGCUAUGUCCACUAAGUUCAUUCAUCCCCAAUCCUCCAUUUAGCUAGCUGAUCAAUCUCCAAUCUCUCUAUCACUCUCUCUCUCUCUCUUUCUCUAAUGGAUGUUCCUCCAGAGGGACAUCAACAAGGCGACAUGCCGAUGAACACCCCCAUCUCUCCAUCAGUGCCCAAGGGCGACCUGAGUAACACAGACAACAUGAACAUGAUGACCACGAGCUUCUACUGGGGCAAAGACGUCAUCGUUUUGUUCUCCGGCUGGCCAGGCGAGCACGUCGGCAUGUACAUCUUGGCUCUGCUCUUCGUGUUUCUGAUUGCGAUCGCCGCCGAGAUUUUCUCGGUAUCGCCGACCGUCAAAGCCGGAACGAGUCCGGUGGUUGUCGGAACCAUCCAGACCGGCGUUUAUGUGUUCCGAAUCGGUUUUCUUUACUUGGUCAUGCUCUCUGUCAUGUCCUUCAACGCCGGUAUCUUCUUGGCCGCUGUGGCUGGCCACUCUGUCGGAUUCUUCCUUGUCAAGUUUCGUGCUUGUGCACUAGCCAACAGGACCAACAACGUUCCCAAAGUUUGAAAUUUCAUUGUCUAUGUGUUUUGUUUUCAGUGUGCUUAAUUUAUCUCACAAUCAAAAAAUAAUAAUAAUUUAUCUCACAUCACCGUGCGUUGUGAUGUCUAGCUAUUAUGGUGUGUGAAAGAGUGCUCUUUGUCUUUGUUUGUAGUUCUCACUUGUGGGAUCAUCUUGGUUCGUAUUUCUGUUGAAUGUAAUAUACUGUAGAGAAAAAGAAAAUUGCACUAUUGUCUUA